AAUAGCCUCGCUCCUCGCCGCUUUCAGCCAGCACAAAGUCUUACUGUGUCUAGUAUGACGGUGUGAUAUGACUGUGUCUAACUGUGUUAAAGUAAGCACAAUAUAGUGAGUACUAUACAGUGCUGACUACACAGCCGCCUCAGCCAGCCACUAUGAGCAUCUCACUUCAUCUUGCUCGCGUUGCUCACGUUUUUAAUGCUGCUCACGCUGCUCAUCGUGCUACAGGCCUUCCUGCCCUGUCCUGUGUUUUGUCAGUACUUGACACCACCAAUUCUCUCUACCAGUGACUGUCACAAGCCCUGGUUCGUCUGCAUCUGCUUCCGCGUCCGCAUCUGCAUUGCAUCUGCACCAUCCAUGCAAACUCCGUCCCCACCUCGUCACCCCGUCACCGCAUCACCUGCCGAUCUUUGAAGCUCCCCCCCUCCUCCCGCCUUCCCAUCAAUGAACCCCCUUCCAUCCCCCAAUCAGCGCAGUCCCCAAGGCGCAUCCUCAGACCCUGCCACCUUCAUUUCUUCUCUCCCUCAACCUGACCAUUUCUCCUUCUCUCUCCCCAAGUCCAUCUGAAGCUUCUCUAAACCCUCUUCCUUUCCUCUUUACUAUUAUCCGUCAUCUAAACUCCCUAAUAUCAAAUCGAGGUUCAUUGCCUCAACCCUAAUCUCGCAAUGGCUCCUAGUCAGUUCAAGACACUGCUGGGCUCAAUUCGGAGGAAGCCUUCUCGCGCCCCCGAUGGCAAGACAGACGAGCAGGCGUACGGGAGGCCCAUGGAGGAGAAGACCUCCAUCAUUCAUGAUCUCACACACCUUGGUCUCAAGAACACAAGGACAGUGGCGGAGGCCAUCACCACUCUUGCGUCGGGAGAGCCUAUGGACGAUAAGGAUCUGUUAUUAGAGAAGGGCGUCGCCAUGCUCCAAUCCCUCCCAACCAACAGCGGCCUCAGUGAGACCAUCUCCAAUAACUUCAUUGGCAUGCUGUGGAAAGACCUGCCACAUCCUCCUCCCACAACCGCUGGCCCAACAGCCCGCUACAGACAGCCUGACGGCAGCGGCAACAACCCGUGGAUCCCAGAGAUGGGCAAGGCCGGGUCGCCAUAUUCCCGCAGCGUACCUCCCAUGAAGCCUAAGGGACCUAAUCUCCCAGACCCAGAGCUUGUUUUUGACCAGCUCUUGAAGAGAACGGGACCUUUCCGCGAGCACCCCUCUGGGCUGAACAGGCUGUUCUUCUCCUUCGCCACGGUUGUCAUCCACGAGUGCUUCCAAACCUCGCGAACUAACCCAUUGAUCAACGAGACCUCGAGCUACGUUGAUCUGAGCACUAUUUACGGAAAUAACGCAAACGAGCAGAAGCGCGUGAGAACCUAUGAGCAAGGAAGGAUUUUCCCCGACUCAUUGGCGUCGGAGAGAAUCAUGAUGAUGCCACCAGGUGUAGUGGCCGUCCUGUUGAUGUUCUCGAGAAACCACAACCAUAUUGCGGAGAACCUGCUGUCAGUUAACGAGGGCGGCAAGUACAAGGACUGGGCCAGCCUUGAUGACGAGCAGAAGGCUUGGCAAGAUGAGGAUCUUUUCCAGCUUACCCGUAACAUCAAUGUAGGCUUCUUUGCGUCGGUGGUGCUAAAGGAUUACGUUGCGGCCAUUCUCAACACCCCACGGGCCGAUUCGGUCUGGUCUCUAGACCUCGGUGGUGAGAUCAAGAAUGGCGGACAGCGACUUGAGCGAGGCUCCGGAAAUGUGGUCUCCGUAGAAUUCGCCGUCCUCUACCAUUGGCACGCGGCCCUCAGCGCCGCUGAUGACAAGUGGAUGGAAGACGUUAUACGCAGGCACAUCCCAGAUCUCCAGUCGAUUGACGAUGUCAGCGCUGCAGAUUUCAAGAAGGUCAUGAUGACCGAGGGGCACAAGCUCAUGUCUACUCCGCCAAAGGAGUGGACGUUUGGCGGUCUCCAGCGUGGGCCAGAUGGAAGAUUCAACGACGUCGACCUUGCGGAGAUUAUCAAGGAUUGUAUCGAAGAGCCAGCCCACGCCUUUGGUGCACACGGCACUCCCGCUAGUUUGAAGAUUGUUGAUAUCAUGGGACAGCUGCAGGCGAGAGAGAUGUUUAAUGUUUGCACGAUGAACGAAUUCCGUCGUUACCUCAACUUGAAGCCGUACGAGGACUUUGAGGACUGGAACCCGGACAAGGAGACAGCCAGAGCUGCUGAGCUCCUGUAUGGCCACAUUGAGAACCUUGAAUUAUACCCUGGGCUCAUGGCCGAAGUCACCAAGCCGGCUAUGCCUGGUAGUGGUGUCUGCCCUGGUCACACAACGGGCCGUGGUAUCCUCGAUGACGCCGUUGCGCUCGUCCGUGGAGACCGAUUCCUCAGCUACGAUUUCAACAGCACCACCCUGACCAACUGGGGAUUCGCCAAACUCGGUGCCAUCCCACCUGGAGCAUACGGCGGCAUGUUACCUAAUCUGCUGUUCAAUGCCCUUCCUGGUGCUUGGACGGGAACGUCUACAUACGUCCUCCUUCCCUUCUAUACCCCGGUCGCAGCAAAGGGUAUCCUGAAGGGUAACAAGGUCAUUGACCAAUACGACCUGGAUAGACCUGCUAGCGACAAGGUUGUCCUUGGCAUUCACACACACGAGGGCUGCAAGAAGGUAUUCGAGGACCGUGAGAACUUCCGUGUUAUGUACCAGGCGGCAAUCCGCAAGUGUACCGAUGGACACGAUUUCAUGAUCGGCUGGGAUGAUGCUAAGCGCCACGACACCCGCUCUAGCAUUCUCCACAAGGUUUUUUUUGAAGAGGGCUUCGAGGCGAACCUCACAAAGUUCUUCAGGACCAAUGUCUCUAGGCUUAUUAAGGAGAAGUCGUUGAAAUACUCGAGCAAGAGGAGGUCGAUUGAUAUUGUCCGCGAUGUCACCAACGUUACCCCCAUCCUUUGGCUUGCGGAGCGAUUCGCCAUUCCCCUCAAGACGAAGCACACACCACACGGCCUGAUGUCUGUCCCAGAGCUGUUCAUGAUUUACCUUGUCCUUUUCAUGUACCAGAGCUUCAACAUCAUUCCCGCAAAUGAGUGGAAGUUGAGAGAGGGUGCCAUGAAGGCUGCCCCUGCCCUUAGAGCGAUCUUCGAGGCCCACCUGAAGACCCAGCAAGGCUUCAAGGAAGGCAUUGUUGACUGGCUCGCCAAGGGCAGUGCGUUCGAGGUUGGCCCGGAUGCUGACAGAAUCUACCACGCCCUCAACGACUCCAAGCUGCCUAUUGGUGAUCUUGUAGGCGACUGUAUCGGUAUGGGAGCUCCAGUUGCUGGUAACCUGACCCAACAAGCCUCCCUACUCAUCGAUCUCUACCUCAGCGAGGGAUACGAAGAGUACAAGGACCGCAUUAUCGAGCUAUCCCACAAAGACGACGCCGCAUCCGAGAGAGAACUCCAGGGUUUCGUAUUCGAGGGUAUGCGCCACGCUGGUGUCGUCCCCGGCCUCCCCCGCGUCGCCUCCAAGGACGUCACAAUCAUGGACGGCUCUCGCGGCCCCAUCAGCAUCAAGGCCGGCCACACCAUCCUGGUCGCCACUUCCAAGGCGGCCAUGGACCCGAUCCAGUUCCCCAACCCCGAGAAGCUGAACCCCCACCGCCCGUUCAAGGAUUACAUCCUCCUCGGCCACGGGCUGCACUUCUGCUUCGGCGCGAGGUUGGUUGGGGCGUCGCUCGCGGCGACGCUGAAGGAGGUGUUUAAGUUGAAGAAUUUGAGGAGGGCGAAUGGACGACAGGGGCACUUUUCGAUUGUGGAACAUGAGUUUGCGGGGGUGAAGAUGAGGCACUAUCUGGAUUCUAAUGCUAAUGAGUCGCCGAUCCCGACGACGCUGACGCUGGAGUAUGAUGAGUAGGGAAUUAAUAGGUGGGAUAAUGUAUGUAUGGCUUAUUGUGUGUUUAUAUGAGGCUUUGGGUCGUGUUUUCAAUAUGACUAUGCUCGCUCCCGCAAUUAAUACACGUUGGUGGAUGUUUGUAUGCCCGAAUUGAGAUGUUUGUCGGAAUGUUGCAGUCAAAUAUCAUCAAAACGCACGAAUUUGAAUUGUUGCUAAAUCAACAAAAUCUUCGAUAACCAUAGAUAUGCAUCAUAAGGAUAAUCAUAAUCGUAG
Messenger RNA from Pseudogymnoascus verrucosus, 4106 nucleotides. RefSeq lists its product as uncharacterized. Gene Ontology annotation, biological process: response to oxidative stress. Bases 663 to 3854 code for a protein of 1063 amino acids. NCBI's taxonomy places the organism in Eukaryota, Fungi, Ascomycota, Leotiomycetes, Thelebolales, Thelebolaceae. Gene Ontology annotation, molecular function: oxidoreductase activity, acting on paired donors, with incorporation or reduction of molecular oxygen; monooxygenase activity; heme binding. The transcript has 3 exons. The record is from RefSeq and is a predicted model, not a curated record.